Molecule: messenger RNA, 867 nt
Organism: Cuscuta campestris
Lineage: Eukaryota; Viridiplantae; Streptophyta; Magnoliopsida; Solanales; Convolvulaceae
Source: the annotation of a GenBank genome assembly
CGUAAAUUUAAAACAAGCUAAUGAAUUUAUAUAAUACAUGAAUUUUAAAAAAUCUAUCCAAAUGUACCGCCCAUUUCUCUACCCGGGUCAUACCUACACAAGAUGAAUUGAACCCUAGCUGGCCGUCAAACGUCUCAACCACCACACCUCGAAGGCUCCCCACACGGCGUCGCAACCAGAGAAAAUAUGGCCGUCCCAUUGCUUAAUAAGAAGAUUGUGAAGAAGCGCGUGAAGAAGUUUAAGAGGCCUCAGAGUGACCGCUAUGUCUCUGUUAAGGAAAAUUGGCGCAGGCCCAAGGGUAUUGAUUCCCGAGUGAGGAGAAAGUUUAAGGGAAGUACUCUUAUGCCCAACAUUGGCUAUGGAUCAGACCAGAAGACCCGCUAUUAUCUGCCCAAUGGGUUCAAGAAAUUUGUUGUUCACAACGUUCAAGAGCUGGAACUGUUGAUGAUGCACAACAGGACUUACUGUGCGGAGAUUGCACAUGAUGUCUCUACAAGGAAACGAAAGGAAAUUGUCGAGCGUGCAGCGCAACUGGAUGUUGCUGUCACCAACAAGUUAGCAAGGUUGCGUAGCCAAGAAGAUGAGUAAGCCCCCCCCUCCCACCCAAAAAUAACAUGUUAGAUGUUAUUCCAAACAUUAUUCACUAGUUAUUUGAUUAUAGAAGAACGUUGAGAACACUCUGCCAAGUUUUGUUCGAUUAAUUUUCAAUGUAAAACAGCAUUCCUGUUCAUGUCUUUUGUUAAGUUUCUUGUAGAAGCCAGGCCUCUAGGUUUGCUUUAUCCUAGGUCAUAUAGCUCAAACCCCUUCAUGCUCAAACAGAUGAUCUCGGUGCACGGAUGGUGCCCUAAGGCACACUAAUGUUCUUAA